CAAACCGGCAACAACCACCAAUCUCUCUGGCCGGCGGUCGCAGACAUGGUGGGCAAGAAGGAGCCCCCGAAGCCGAAACCCAGAGCCGCCCCGCGCGGGGCGAAGGCGAAAGCUGCGCAAGCUGCACAAGCUCCAGUAGAGAUCGCCGACAAUGAUACAGCUGGCGGUGCCGCGCAAGAGGAAGGAAGGCGAGCGCUGGCGGAAGAUGUCGCCCCCGAAACUCGGACUUCAGCGCCCGACGCGGCGCAUCCGCCGGCAGACAAGACGCGACGGCAGAAGGCGCCACUCAACAGCAGCGCCAAAGAUGAAUUCGCUGCUAUGCUGGAGCCGUUCUACUAUGGCAAGUCGCUGACAGAUCCAAUCAACACGGCCGAGGACAAAUGGAAUCUGCUGCCGGCAUUCCUGAAGGUGAAGGGCCUGGUAAAGCAGCAUGUCGACUCGUACAACCACUUCGUCGACGUCGAGCUCAAGAAGAUUAUCAAGGCGAAUAGGUUUGUGAGGAGCGACUUCGAUCCCAAGUUCCUGCUCGAAUACACAGACAUCCGAGUCCUGUCGCCGAACCGCGCGGAAGAAGACGACGUCCAGGAGCUCCGAAGCACCGUCACGCCGAACGAAUGCCGUCUUCGCGACAUGACCUACGCCGCGCCCAUCGUCGUCGACAUUGUAUACACGAGAGGGAACACAAAAAUCAAGCGGACGGGCGUCAAGAUUGGGCGCAUGCCGAUCAUGUUGAAGAGCAACAAGUGCGUGCUUGCAGGCAAGAAUGACCGCGAAAUGGCUUGCAUGGACGAGUGUCCGCUAGACCCGGGCGGCUAUUUCAUCACGCGAGGACAGGAGAAGGUGAUCCUGGUACAAGAGCAGCUCAACAAGAACCGUGUUAUUGUCGAGACCGCAAAGGGCAUCAUGCAGGCGAGCGUCACCAGCUCGACGCACGAGAGGAGAACGAAGACGUACGUCAUUCAGAAGAAGGGCCUUAUGUUCCUGCGGCAUAACACCUUGUCGGAAGAAGUACCUAUCGUGUUCGUUCUGAAGGCGCUGGGUGUGCAUUCCGACAAGGAGAUCCUGCUCAUGGUGGCGGGCGAGGACAGCGCAUACCAGGAUAACUUUGCUAUCAACUUUGAGGCUUGCGGAAGGGAAGGGAUCCAUACGCAGGAAAAGGCUCUAGAGUAUAUCGGCCACCGCGUGCGGUUAUCGAAGAAGCCGUUGGGCACCUCACGCAUGCGCAACUACCACCUCGAGGCCAUCGAGUGCCUGUCGUCCGUCAUUCUUCCCCAUGUCCCCGUCCACGGCACCAACUUCAAGCCAAAGGCGCUCUACGUUGCCUUGAUGGCGCGCAGGGUUCUAAUGGCGAUGCAGGACCCGAAGCUUGUCGACGACCGCGAUUACGUGGGCAACAAGCGUCUCGAGCUGUCCGGCCAGAUGUUGUCCCUUCUCUUUGAGGAUCACUUCAAGCGAUUCAACCAUGACUUCAAGCUGAGCAUAGACAAGGUGCUCAAGAAGCAGAAUCGCGCCCAAGAGUUCGAUGCCUUCUCCCACUUCAGUGUACACAAGAACCAUAUCACGCUGGGUAUUGAGCGCGCGAUAGCCACCGGAAACUGGAGCCUAAAGCGUUUCAAGAUGGACCGAGCUGGGGUUACGCAUGUGCUAAGCAGGCUAAGCUACAUUGCAGCGCUCGGCAUGAUGACGAGGAUAACGAGCCAGUUCGAGAAGACGCGGAAGGUGUCCGGCCCUCGUGCCCUUCAGCCUUCCCAAUUCGGCAUGCUGUGCACCUCAGAUACUCCUGAAGGUGAAGCGUGCGGUCUAGUUAAGAACCUUGCAUUGAUGACGCACAUCACCACGGAGGACGACGAGGAGCCGGUUCGGAGGAUCGUCUUCCUUCUGGGUGCGGAAGAUAUCUGCUCUCAGACUGGAGAGGAGAUCCACGCCGAAGGUGUCUACGCUGUUUGCCUCAACGGUACUCCGAUAGCGGUCACGGAUACCCCGAAACGAUUCCUGAAUAGCUUCCGAAAGCUCAGACGAAUGGGCCGCAUCUCCGAAUUCACGAGCAUUCAUAUCAAUCACGACUUCAACGAAGUGCACAUUGCUACUGACGAAGGCCGCAUCUGCCGGCCCAUGAUUGUGGUGGAGAACGGACGCUCCAAAGUCACCGCACGAUACCUUAAGGCGCUACGGAAGGGCACGAUGGAUUUCGAAGAUUUCAUCACCCGUGGUCUCGUGGAGUACCUAGAUGUCAACGAGGAGAACGAUUCAAACAUUGCGAUCUAUGAGAAGGAAAUCGGCCCUCACACAACUCACCUUGAGAUAGAGCCGUUCACGAUUCUGGGUGCCGUUGCCGGUCUCAUUCCGUAUCCUCAUCAUAACCAGUCGCCGCGUAAUACCUACCAGUGCGCUAUGGGUAAACAAGCAAUCGGCGCCAUAGCGUACAAUCAGUUCACAAGGAUAGACACCUUGCUGUAUCUGAUGGUAUACCCACAGCAGCCCAUGGUGAAAACUCGGACUAUCGAGCUCACCAAGUACGACAAACUUCCGGCUGGCCAGAAUGCCACUGUUGCUGUCAUGUCCUACUCUGGUUACGAUAUUGAGGAUGCGUUGGUCCUUAAUAAAGCCUCCUGCGACCGGGGGUUCGGACGAUGCCAGGUCUUCAAGAAACACGUCACGCCGCUGAAGUCGUACGCGAAUGGGACUCAGGAUACUGUCAACGCCGCUGCGCUCGAUGGAACCGACCGUAGGUAUAGAGGCAUCGGCGAUGAUGGCAUUGCACAGGUGGGGGCGCGGAUGAACCAGGGCGACUACUACCUCAUGAAAUCCGUGCCAGUAGAUACCACGUCCAGCGCAUCGACAGGGCAGACUAAGCCGACUCCUCUUCCUCAUAAGCUUCCCGACCAUUCAUACGUCGACAAAGCCUGCAUCACAGAGAACGAGGCUGGCACGACUCUCAUAAAGCUCCUUUUCCGGCAGACACGGAGACCCGAGCUGGGCGACAAGUUCUCGUCGCGCCAUGGUCAGAAGGGCGUCGUGGGUCUUAUUUCGCCUCAAGAGGACAUGCCGUUCAAUGACCAGGGCGUGUGCCCGGACAUCAUCAUGAAUCCCCACGGUUUCCCGUCUCGAAUGACGGUCGGCAAGAUGAUGGAGCUGCUAUCAGGCAAGGCUGGCGUCCUCCGCGGGACUCUGGAGUAUGGCACCGCCUUUGGAGGCAGCAAGGUCGAAGACAUGGCUGAGAUCCUCGUCCGUAACGGCUUCAGCUAUACUGGCAAAGACUAUCUCACCUCCGGUAUCACGGGCGAGGCCCUGCAGUUCUACGUCUUCUUCGGCCCCAUCUACUAUCAGAAGCUCAAGCACAUGGUGCAGGACAAGAUGCACUCUCGCGCCCGCGGACCGCGCGCUAUCCUCACACGCCAGCCCACCGAAGGCCGUGCUCGAGACGGUGGCCUGCGCCUGGGAGAAAUGGAGCGCGAUUGCUUGAUUGCGUAUGGUGCUUCCCAGCUGCUGCUCGAGCGGCUGAUGAUCUCCUCAGAUGCACAUCAGGUCGAUGUGUGCGAGAAGUGCGGACAGAUGGGCAGCUUAGGGUACUGCAAGAUGUGCGAGAGCGAAGCGCAUAUACGCCAUCUGACGAUGCCCUAUGCGGCGAAACUGCUCAUUCAGGAGCUGGGCAGUAUGAAUGUCAAGGUCACGAUUGGGCUGGAGGACGAGUUUCCGAGGGAGGAUAACGAGUGAGGACUACAGGAGUGCGGUAGCAGUGGAGGCAAGGAGCUGGUAAAAAGUUCAUGGGCUUUGUUUGGGUCUGAUAUGCAUAGCGCGGCGUGAUGGGCCUAGUGGAGUCUUCCUAUCUAUAUGCAUUUUGGGCGUUGAUAUGUCGGUUGGUCCUUCGUCUAUUAUCUCACUUCAGACAUCUUCUAGUAUGGGGCCCCUCUCAUCCCUCUGUAUUGUUUGGCAUUCCAGAUAACCCUGGUGGCGAGCUUUUCCACGGGCCGUUACUCGUUGCGGUUCCCC
This is a messenger RNA of Trematosphaeria pertusa, 3990 nucleotides long. Its product is annotated as DNA-directed rna polymeras-like protein III subunit. Gene Ontology annotation, cellular component: RNA polymerase III complex. The record is from RefSeq and is a predicted model, not a curated record. The coding region runs from base 46 to 3714 and encodes 1222 amino acids. Gene Ontology annotation, biological process: DNA-templated transcription. Lineage: Eukaryota; Fungi; Ascomycota; Dothideomycetes; Pleosporales; Trematosphaeriaceae. Gene Ontology annotation, molecular function: DNA-directed RNA polymerase activity; ribonucleoside binding; DNA binding. The transcript is spliced from 2 exons.